Molecule: messenger RNA, 4374 nt
Organism: Hippocampus zosterae (dwarf seahorse)
Lineage: Eukaryota; Metazoa; Chordata; Actinopteri; Syngnathiformes; Syngnathidae
Gene: epb41l3b
Product: erythrocyte membrane protein band 4.1-like 3b
Exons: 26
Coding region: 173-3595 (1140 amino acids)
Biological process (GO): cortical actin cytoskeleton organization
Cellular component (GO): plasma membrane; cytoskeleton
Molecular function (GO): structural molecule activity; actin binding
Source: RefSeq, a predicted model, not a curated record
GUCAGAUGCGCCGCUUUCACGGUCGUGGACAUACGUUGGUGACACACAGUGACGUUUCUGUCAGGAGAGCCGCGUUCAAAUAAGUCAUUUUGCUGUCUAAACGUUAGCACAAGAGGCUAAAGUUGAUGUGUGGCUAAAGCUACAAGGCUGUACGUUAAAAGCGUAAUUUACCAUGACAACCGAAUCAGGCGCAGACUCUGAGGCCAAGCAGCAGCAGCAGCAAGAGGAGAGCACAGAGACUCCCAGCGAGAACCCGAAAGCCGCUGAACCCGCUACGCCUCAGAACCUGCCUGAGCAGCUUCCGGCCGCCGUGGGACACAGCACGCCGGCCAGGAAAGAACAGGAGACGCAAGAAGACGACCAAGAAUCCCGCCAGUCAUCCACCAGUCGUCUCUCCAGGUCUCCUUUAAAAGGAGUGAAGAAGGUGAAGAUCAUGCAAUGCAAGGUGACACUGCUGGACGGUUCUGACUACACUUUGAAUGUGGAGAAGCGGGUCAAAGGCCAAUUUCUCUUUGACAAAGUCUGCGAUCACCUUAAUCUGUUGGAGAAGGACUACUUUGGCAUUACGUACAGAGAUGUGGAGAAACAAAAGAAUUGGCUGGAUCCGACUAAGGACCUGAAGAAGCAGAUCAGGACCGGCCCCUGGAACUUUGCUUUUAACGUGAAGUUUUAUCCUCCGGACCCCUCCCAGCUGACCGAGGAUAUCACAAGGUACUACCUGUGCCUGCAGCUUCGAGAUGACGUCGUUUCAGGCCGUCUCCCUUGUUCCUUCGCCACCCACACUGUUCUGGGCUCGUACACCGCACAGUCGGAGCUGGGCGACUUUGAUCCGGAGGAGCUGGGCAGCGACUACAUCAGCGAACUACGCUUCGCACCCAACCAGACCAAAGAGCUGGAGGAGAAAGUCAUGGAGCUCCACAAGUCCUACAAGGGGAUGACUCCGGCUGAAGCCGAAAUGCAUUUCUUGGAAAAUGCAAAGAAACUCUCCAUGUACGGUGUGGAUCUCCACCACGCCAAGUUGGUAGGGCGUCUCUAUCAAGGCUUGGCUCGUGCCGAGGGAGAGGACUCGGAAGGCGUGGAGAUUAUGUUAGGAGUGUGUGCCAGUGGUCUCCUCAUCUACAGGGACAGGCUGCGUAUCAACCGUUUCGCCUGGCCCAAAAUCCUCAAGAUCUCCUACAAGAGGAACAACUUCUACAUCAAAAUCCGGCCCGGCGAGUUUGAGCAAUUUGAAAGUACCAUCGGCUUCAAGCUUCCCAACCACCGUGCUGCCAAACGGCUGUGGAAGGUCUGUGUUGAACACCACACCUUCUUCAGGUUGGUGUCACCUGAGGCGCCCCCAAAGAAGUUCCUCACCCUCGGCUCCAAGUUCCGCUACAGCGGCAGGACGCAGGCGCAGACUCGCAGGGCCAGCUCGCAGAUCAUUCGUCCUGCGCCCUUCUUCGAGCGCUCCGCCAGCAAACGUUACAACAUGUCACGCAGCUUGGACGGAGCGCCCAUCACCGAGAAUCACGAUACUCUGAUGAAGGACAGCGGCAUCGCCGCCAACGCCAGGGGAGACAUCAUCACCACGGUGACUACCGAGAAGAAGGCAGAGGAAGAGAAGGCGGAGCGGGAGGAUGCCCGUGCGGAUACGACUGAAGCCGCCGCCGGCACCCUGACGCCGCUCAGACAAGAAGCAAAGUGCUCCCCUUGUGCCUUAACCACCAGCCCGCUUGGCUCUGAGCUCUCACUCCCCUCAUCCCCCGUGUCAUCAACAAAAGUGCGGCGACGGUGCAGGGAAAACACGCGCAAGCGGGCCUCCUCGGUGAGCCCAGUGAAGGACAGCGCCGGCCGUCGCCGCCAGCAGGCCCGCUCGGAUCGGCAAGCGGCCCUGCUGGCGGAGCGGGCGCUUCUGCUGUCGGCCCGCAAGCAGCGGCUGGAGCAGAGAGGCGGGGUGCGCGGCGGCACGCUCUUCUCUUUCUCGCUGCACCUGCCCGACCUGUCAGCUGUCCUGGACGAGGACGGGUACCUCAGCUUCCCCGACCUGUCGGAGAUGCGCUUCCUGCCAGAGUGCGCGCAGAACUUUUUGCCCAUCAAGUCCCCGUCGCUCAUCCCCUGCUUCCUCUUCAUCUUCUUCUUUCUGCUCUCCACCUCCUUCUCUGUGCCCUACGCCCUCACUCUUUCCUUCCCCUUGGCGCUGUGCCUCUGCUACCUGGAGCCCAAGGCAGCCUCGCUGACCGCCUGCAUAGCCCAGGGCUACCAUGACUAUGACAGUUCAGAGGAAGAGGAGCAGACAGACAGCGAACAAACUGACUUUGCCUUCGAUGGAGAUAUAACUGCCACGGAGUCGGAUGCAGACGACGACUCUGAGAUGCCCACGCAGGACAAAGAGCCCCCCGCCGAGAUGGUCAAGCACCAGACCAACAUCACCGAGAUGAAGCGCUCCUUCCUGGAGACGGACACCGGCGUCCCAGGCCUCACCGAGUGGGAGCGGAGGCUCUCCUCAUCCCCGGCGCGCUCGCCCCGAAUGGACGAGCCGCCCAUGAUAGAACCUCUGGACCUGCAGGAUGAAGAAGAUCAGGAGCCCGGCACUAGAGACGAGACAAAGGCGGAGCCUAAAGCCACUGAGGCGGCGAAAUAUCUGCUGAAUUGCCCUGCAGAUAGUACCCUAGUGGACAGAGCGCCCCCAACAGGGCCGAAGGGGAUUAGCCCAUUGGGCGCUCUGGAUGAUGACGUUUUCUCAGCGGAGGAGAAAACCCCCGACUCCCAAGAAGAGUUUUCUGAGAAGUCCGCGGCUAGGAUGAGCCCGGGCUCCGUAAGGGAGGAAGUGUCCCAGGCCAUCACCGACAAAAGGGGCAUGCUCAUCAUCUUGAAGGAGGCCGAGGUGGAAACACAAGUGAAAGAAGAGAUGGAAAAGCUCCCCAUAACCAAGAUGGAGGCACUGCUUGAGGACAUGUCUCAGGUCAAAGGCUCGCCCAAGAAGGCCAUGGCCUCGUGGGUGUCGGAGGUGGCGAGAGCGGAAGAGUCGGAGGUCUUCAGAGUGUUGACGGAGGAGGUGACAAAGACCUUUGAGCAACCAAAGCCCGACAUGGCUCCGAUAACGCUCUCGGAGACCGCGCCCCUAGCAGUGUCAACUCUCGGAUGGGUUUCUUCUUCUGUGACUUCCGAAAAGGCAUCACCUGACUCGGAGCAGAAGAAACCUGUUGUCAUGGAGAUGGACACAGCGACGGAAAAAUCUGCAUGUACGGAAGAGGACGUGGUCUGCACCAAAGAGAUGCCCGUGGUUCAUACAGAGACUAAGACCAUCACAUAUGAAUCUGGAGUGGGCGACAUGAAUGGCGACACAGACCCCGGCGUGUUGCUGAGCGCCCAGACGAUCACCUCGGAAACCACCAGCACCACCACCACUACGCACAUCACUAAGACUGUAAAAGGAGGCAUUUCAGAAACAAGAAUCGAGAAAAGGAUCGUCAUCACGGGAGACUCCGACAUCGACCAUGAUGAGGCUCUGGCUCAGGCCAUAAAGGAGGCUAAAGAGCAGCACCCUGACAUGUCAGUGACCAAAGUAGUGGUACAUAAAGAGACAGAGAUCACGCCAGACGAGGGGGAGGACUGACCCAGGAGUAACCGCGUCACCCCCGAAUUCCACAUUCAAGUGUGGGACCUGAAACUCUUCCUCUCCCUUCCUCAUCCUCCAGCUUGCCCGCUAGUCGCACCCAUCCAACCUGCAAAGUAAAAAAAUGGAACGCAUGCGCAAAGGACUCAAUAUGGCAUUAUGAUUAUUAUAUUUACCAUCGGACACCCAUGUGAGGUUCUCAUAAAAAGCUGUACAAUUUUUUUUUUUAUGUAAGAAUAAUCAUUAAAGCAAGUUGCUUUUACUGCCUUAUGACUUUAAAGCAUUUUAAUGAAAGUAAUUGAAGCCAGCUUUUUUUUGUUUUUUAUUUAUGAAGUAAAAGCCAUCACUCCUCACUGAGGCUGCAGAAACGUUCAGCGUGUGCACUAUUUAACCUUCCUGUCGAUGGAUUUUCCGUCAGGUAUGCCACUAAAUACAAACACGGGCCAUGUUUAUUGAUCUCUCAUUGUUGAUUUUAUUGUUUUUGUCAUUUUUACUUGAAAUGCUUUUUUUUUAACAAUCAUAUCAGUAUUUUAUUUUGUGUGUGUUCGCAUUGAAGCUCUGACAAGGCUUUUCAUCAGCAAGACGCCAAGGAAAUGUUGCGAAUGAGUCUGUGCAGGUUUUGAAUGUGUCCGCUCUACGCCAACCCCUCGUAGCGCUACCCGUCUCCGUCGCCAAGUAUACGUUUUGACUCCAGAUGGUUGAGAAAUGUCACCGACGUGUUUCUGUUUUGAAUUGCAGUUUCCUUCUCCGGUUAAUAAAACACGUCAUAACAGAAAUAA